Molecule: messenger RNA, 840 nt
Organism: Rodentolepis nana
Lineage: Eukaryota; Metazoa; Platyhelminthes; Cestoda; Cyclophyllidea; Hymenolepididae
Source: the annotation of a GenBank genome assembly
UGCAUUUUCUUGACGACAGGUGAGGGCGGAGCUGCAAGGGCCUACAACAACACAUUCCACGCGAUCAGCUCAAUCGUGCGACAGGAGGGUGCUCAGAAGCUCUACACCGGGUUGUCUGCGGGACUAUUGCGUCAGGCUACAUAUACCACGGCGCGUCUGGGCAUCUACACGAGUUUAUUUGAGUACGCGAGCAAUCAGUCGAAGUCAGGUGCUCCACCUUCUUUCUUGGCCAAACUCGGGAUUGGACUCACUGCUGGUGUCCUUGGCGCUUUCGUUGGAACCCCCACCGAGGUCUGCCUCAUCCGCAUGACAGCCGAUGGCAGGUUGCCCAUUGCCGACCGACGGAACUACAAGAAUGUCUUCAAUGCACUCUACCGCAUUUUCAACGAAGAAGGGCUCCUUGCUCUCUGGCGAGGCGCAGUGCCAACCAUGGGCCGUGCAGCUGUGGUGAAUGUGGCUCAAUUGGUUUCCUACUCUCAAUUCAAGCAGACCAUUCUUGAAAACAAAUUGAUGCGGGAUGGUUUCAAUGUGCACCUGACGGCGAGUAUGUGCUCGGCACUCAUCACCACCAUCGCCUCUCUGCCCGUAGACAUCGCCAAGACGCGCAUUCAAAACAUGCGCACCAUCAACGGACGACCUGAGUACUCCGGGAUCUUUGAUGUGUUGGGUUCGACUGUGAAGUCGGAGGGAGUGUUGGCUUUGUGGAAGGGUUUCACGCCCUACCUCUUCCGUAUUGGACCUCACACGGUGCUGACGUUCGUCAUUCUCGAACAACUCAAUGCUUUCUACAACGUCUACAUUCUCGGCAACAAACACUGUGGAGUAAAAAGCGGUCUCUAG